AUGUCAACAAAAGAGAAAUCAGACCCUCAAUUCAAUGAUGAGAUAUCGUUUGCAAGAUAUAUUAUUAGAAAUGCGAACAAUUUUGUGCUUCUACCAUUAGAUAGUAAUACAGUGGCACAAUUAAAUGAUAACAUGCGAUCAUAUUGUAUUAGUGCAUCAACUUUUAUCAACUCUAUAAAACAUAUAUUAGCUGAACAUAAUUCUCCUAAAUCUUUUGGACCCAUAUCUGGUGAAGAAUUUAAAAAUAUUUUACAAUUAGAUAACACUGCUGCCACCACAACCACAACGAAAACUACUACUAUGACUACUAAUAGUAAUAAUAUUAAAUUCAUGAAACCUGAGAUAGAAACAAAAAAGAGAUCUGAUUUUAAAAAUGAUAAUUCCUCAAAAAAUAAUUUGGUUGUUAAGAAGAUAACGAAAAGUACGAAAAUAGCAACUGUGAUUAAACCAGAUAAUUUAAAUCCAGAUAACAAUUCUGAUAAUAUUCCAAACAAAACUACUGAAAAACCAUCUAGUAUAAAUAAAACUGCUAUUCAAUUAGAACCUAUUUCAACUUAUACUUUAUCCCAAGUAACAGAAAACAAUACAGAUUCUCAACGUAUAGAUGAUACCACUUCUUUCACUUUCGGCAAUCCAACUUCUAUCACUACUUCUAUUCAUGAAACUAUACAAGAAACUAAAAAAAAUAAAAAUACUUUUACAGAAAUUGAUAAUGAUAAUGGAUUAAAAAAAAUAAAUGACAUCAUGCAAAAUGAAAGCAUCAGAGAAAAUGAAUCAAAAAGUGACCUACUUGCUUGGGCUAACCUUCGAGAAUCUAUGAUAAAAUCAAACCAUAUUACAGAUUUUUCAACGUUAAAUACUGAUGCUGUGCUAAAGGAAUGGCUAAGGGAAACUCUACUAGAAUUAAAACAAUUAAAAAAGGAACUUAAUGAAUAUCCCUUAGAAACAUGGAACAUAAAUUUUUUGGAAUUUUUACAAAAGCACCAUUUCACUAUUCUGACACAUAAACAUAAUAAAGUAACUGGUUCAACUCCAUUCCAUGAUUUAGAAAAUAAAUUUAUAUGUAACUAUGUACUAGCAUUACUUUUCCCAAAAUAUCUAGACGCUAAAGACCCUGAUUCUUCAGUAUAUUAUAAGAAUAUUAAGAAAAAAAUAUUGGGCGCCGAUUCAUAUGCUAAAUUACAUCAAUUAAGGACGCCUCCAUUAGAAGACUUAACUUCAGAGAAAAAAAUCAAACUUUGGUUGGAAAAAUUAAGACCUGCCUUUAGUUUACUCACAAACAUCUUGCAUUUUGAUCCUGUUCGUGCUGUCAGUUAUUGCAUUUCACAUUAUAGUAAUGGUGAAUAUAGUAAAACCCUAACAAUGUGGAAAACUCGUCCUAGCUUGAAUACAGCAUUAUCUAUUGGGGCUGCAAUUUUUUCAAAACUAUUAAAAGUCCAAAGAUCGAAGCAAAAUAAUGAAAAAGAUUUCUCUCUUGCGUGCAAUAAUGCAAUGGUUAGCGAUGCCAGAAGACGUGGUUCAUUAGAAGAAAAUAGAAAUAAAAAGAGGCCGUUUGAGUCAACUGAUAUCGAGUUGAGGAAUAUGAAAAGACCUACUUUAGAAAAACAAUUAGACUCAGAGUUUACUAAAAAGAAGCGUUCUACUUCAACAAUCAAGAAAUUAAUCGACCCAAUAUUAGAUAAAAAUAGGGUAAAACAAUUCUGGUUUAAUAUGCAUGCAAAUCAAGAAGUCUUAGUUAGAACAUUAAACUUCAGUACUUUCAAUAAAAAGGAAGUUGAAAAACAUUGGAUCAAGACAUUAAUACCUAGGAUUUUACCUCUAAUCAAUAAGUUAGUUGACGUAAAAAAUGGAGAAUCAUUUUUAAAAUGGGCCUAUCAAUUUAUAAAGUUACUAGAAUCUGAACAUUUUUCUACAUUAUUGAAAUAUGAUAUUAACAAAAUGUCACAUCAUGAUAUUACACCCCUCCAUGAAGCAGAAGAUUCAUUUUUAUUUAAACAUGUUCUUAAAAUAGCAUACCCUGAUUAUAAUUUACCAGAAUCUGCAUCUGCCUACAAUUAUUGGGAAGCUAUUAAAUCAAAAAUGUGUCCAUAUUAUGCAAAAUUACCCCAAUUCUUUAAGAAAAAAUUUCAAAGUAUCACCGUUGAUAUUUUAAAAUCAAAAGUCCAACUAAAAAAAUGGAUUGAAUCUUUAGAUGAGUACCAUUGUGCAGUUUAUAAUUCAACCAUUCAUAGGAAACAACAAAUUUUAACAAAUGAAUUUAUAAAGUAUUGUCCACCCCAGUAUUAUAAUGAAAUAAACUCGUGGAAAUCCAAACCAUAUGUAUAUGUUAUUAAUAAGAUUGUAGAUAUAAUGAAUAGAAAUAAUAUUCUUGUAGAUGCAUCAAAAACAGCACAAUUGCCAACUUCAACCAACUCCAUUAUGGCAAAUAAAAAAAGCCCAAUAGACAAAACCAUAAAAGCCAUAUCAAUAAACGCUUCUAAAACAACAAUAAAUGAAAAUACAAAAAAUGAAAUUUCAACAAAUGAUACUAAAAAAUUAGUAACAGAAAAAACAUUAGUUGUCACCACAAAUAAUUUUAAUGUUGAUAAAAUCUCUUCGAAAGAAUUUAAUAGGAAACAAAAUCCAAAUAUGAGUAAUAAUAAUCAAAAUGUUCCAGGAUCCAACACAAAUACAACAACAACUACUGAAACAAAUCCACGUAUAGAUUUUUUCACAAAAUUAAAUAAUAAAAUCACAAAUGAUUCCAUCAAUGCCAACAGAAAAAUACAGAUAAAGGGCGAUAUGAAGAAUCCAUCAUUGGCUAGUAAUACAUUAACCAUUAAUAAAAAUGACUCUUCAUCGAAUAUUAACACAUCUAUAUUGAAAAUCCAGGUGCCAACGACAACCAAACCUGUUAUUGUACAAACAAGCGGAGAAACUUCUAAAGACAGCACUAUGUGUGAUAUAUCAUCAGAAAAAAAAAUUAAUAAGAAAGAGCCAACAGCUAUCUCAUCUACUAAAUCUCCUCAACUGUCACAAAGUUCUAUUGAAAAUGUUAAAAAAACAAAUGAAUCUCCUUCGAUAAAAACACAAAUACCUGAACAACAAGGGAUUAGUGUCACCACAUCUACAAAUAAAACGACAGACACAACCAAAUACACAAAACAACAAACUAAUAAUAGUAUAUCUACAAAUCAUAUGAAUUCAUUUGCAAGUAAGAAUACAGCUUAUGACACAUCUACCUCUAAUAAAGCCAAUACCACUGCAAAUAUUGAGAGCAGCACUAUAAGUAGUCAGGUAAAUGUAUCAAUCUCGACUAACAAGACAACAACAAUAAAAGCACAGAUCAAUGUUGAUCAUCUUAAAUCUUUAGAAAAGAGUAAUACCAUCUCUACAACUAAUAUGGUUACGAAGACACCUAUUUCGAAUACUACAUCCUUACUAAGUAUCGAUAAUGAACAAAAACCGAUGUCAAACAAACAGAAUGCAAUUACUGCACUACCCUUAUCACCACAACCCAAAUCGGAAAUGAAUGCUAAAAGGGAAGCAAUAAAAACACCAUUAGAAAUUAUUAAAAACAAUUCUAAGAUAGGAGUCAGUACAACCACUGCAAGUUCCCCCCAAAUAAAUUCAACGCAGGCUGUGAGUAAUGGACCAGGUUUUUUGCCUCAAAAAUGUGUAUCUGCCAAUAAAAAAUCAUUUACUACAUCAAAUAUAGCUUCAGUAACUGACCAUAAAGCUCAACGCACUUAUAAUUUACCACUGGCACCAAGAACACCAAAUAACAAUAACUUACCUCCGACCUCAUCAGCAUCAACAUCGCUGGUAUCUUCUUCUAGACUAACAGUUGUUAAUUCUAGUCCCUCUACCUCGGGUAAUCAGAAUAUCCCUCCUAAAGAGAGACUCACAAUCAAAAAUAAGUCAAAAUGUUUCUAA
Messenger RNA from Arxiozyma heterogenica, 3915 nucleotides. RefSeq lists its product as uncharacterized. NCBI's taxonomy places the organism in Eukaryota, Fungi, Ascomycota, Saccharomycetes, Saccharomycetales, Saccharomycetaceae. The transcript has a single exon. The record is from RefSeq and is a predicted model, not a curated record. The coding region runs from base 1 to 3915 and encodes 1304 amino acids.